UCUCGUCACCGGCGCCGACCAAUCAGAGAGCUGCUAGCUUGUCUUCUUGUCCUGCUCAGAGAUCAACACAACCGUAAGAGAAGAAAACACAGCAGAGCAGUGCGGGUUAAAUACAGAAAACAUCUCAUCUUUGGAUAUAUUAUUAUUUUUACAAGUCCUUGCUGCAGUCUGAUGGCUUCAUGUUAACACCCAGGACAGCAGAGUCCCUUCAGUACGAUGGCGCUUGCUGAGGAGCAGCCUGAGAAGCACUGCUGGGUGUGUUUUGCCACGGAGCGAGACGACCACAGUGCAGAGUGGGUGAGCCCCUGCAGGUGUAAAGGCUGCACUAAAUGGAUCCAUCAGUCAUGUCUGCAGCGCUGGCUCGACGAGAAGCAGAAAGGAAACAGCGGAGGAGCCGUCAGCUGUCCACAAUGUGGCACUGAAUACCACAUCACCUUUCCCAAGAUGGGCCCGUUGGUGUAUUUCCUCCAGCAGGUAGACAGAGCCCUGUCCCGGGUCAGUCCCUUCGCUGCUGUCGGGGUGGUGGUCGGGACUGUCUACUGGUCAGCUGUCACAUACGGAGCUGUGACUGUCAUGCAGGUGGUGGGACAUAAGAAGGGGCUGUAUGUGAUGGAGCGGGCCGACCCGCUGUUCCUGCUCAUGGGUCUGCCCACCAUCCCGGUGGUGCUGGUCCUCGGGAAGAUGAUCCGCUGGGAGGAUUAUUUAGUGAGACUGUGGCAGAGAUACUCCUACAGGGGGAAGCUCCCGCUAGGUAACAGUCGUUAUCUGCCCCGGGUUCCUGUGGACGGACCCGGUUCAGGAGAUCACCUCUCUGUGUCCAGGACUCUGUGUGGAGCUCUCAUCUUUCCCUCCAUCGCCAGUCUGGUGGGACGGCUUCUGUUCGGACGGAUGCCCUCCAAUCUUCAGCGCACCGUUCUGGGUGGCAUCGCCUUCGUGCUGAUCAAAGGAGUGCUGAAGGUCUAUUUCAAACAGCAGCAGUACAUCAUUCAGGCCAACCGGCAAAUCCUCAACUACCCGGAGAGAAACGGAGAGGGACAGCCUGAAGGAGAAGAGGAGGACACAGAGGACAGUGGGAACGAAUAGAGUCUAUGGACCUGGACUGAGGCCGGGAACUGAAACCUGUGGGGCAGGAAGUGAGCCAGAGAUGAUGUCAUGAUUUAACAUAUAAUGCUGAUGUAUAGAGGAGAAGCUUGAUCUGCCUUCAUUAGAGUUACCAACAACCUGAACACUGUCCAAGAGUUUCAGCCUGAGGAAGCUUUUACUUUGUAGGCUGUAACACCUGAGAGGCCAAACGUCUGAUUACCUGAUCCUCACUGUAGGAGAUACAAGUGACCACACGUGUCUCAUUCACAAAGAUACUGUGCGACCUGUAAACAUCCAGCCAGUGAGAUUCAGUUUACAUGAAGUCACGGUUCAUUCUGCACUGAGCUGAGUCAAUAAAUGUUAAAGAAAGUUAGUCCAGUGAUCACGGUUAGGAAAUUAUAAUGAGCAGGUACAAGACAAAGACUUCAAACUGAUUAUUAUUAUUGAUAUUAUUAUUAUUAUUAUUAUUAUUAUUAUUAUUAAGACCACACUGUGUUCUCUAAAAGUCUAAAGUCAGUUUCCACCUCUAAUUUUGCUUUACUUUUUGUCAGUUUUACACUCGGUUCUCUAAAAACAAACCAACAGACACAAGCAAUGAAUCAGGAUGCAGAUGUUUGUACGACUGAAACAGUUACAGUAAGUUAUUCUUACAAGAUAAAGUCGAGGGUGGAGGAGAAACAUGAUAAUUGAUCUGCAGCCUGUUGACAGAUUUAAUGUACCUACAGUGGAGGUAGAUUCACUAUCUGACCUGGAGUCUGAACGGUCCAACACAAUCUGAUGUUGUGGUCAUUAUCCCACUUUAUUCUCACUUACUAAAGGAACAGCUCACCCAAACAUAAGAAUUCAGUCAUUAUCUCCUCCCCUCUGGUUGAUUUUUCGUAAUCCGCAGAACAUUUGGGACUUGUUUUAAACAAAAAUGACACCAGAUGGAUCCAUCCAGAUGUUUUGCACCCUUGGUUCAGAUGAAAUGACACCGCUAAGCUAAAAGUGUUAGCUGGCACCCCGUCUGAAGUGGGUGCACGAGCACGAGGGUGUGUAGUGUCUUUUCAGGUUUGUGAUCUCCUCAUUCUGCAGACUGUGAUCACAGCAGACGAGCUGCAUGGAUCCAUCUGAUGUUUCUUCGGUUGUUUUUCUGUUUUAAAUCAAGUCUCCAGCUGCUUCAUGCUGCAACUCUGUUUUACUGUGACGCUCCAGAACUGUUCUGUGGACUCCGACACUUCAACCAGAGAUGAAGAGAUAAUGACUGGAUUUGCAUUUUUGGGUGAGCUGUUCCUUUAAGCCUUAACUCAGUGGAUAUGAAUGUCUUCCUUUUUAUGUGCCUUAUUUGAAGCACUUUAACAGAACAGGACCCGUCAGAACCUUCUGCCACGAGGAUGCUGCAGGAAUCACCUGCUGGCCAACAACAUACCGACACUCCUCAGUAACCAUUCAGUCCUUCCUCCGAGUUUCCCUCGACGCUUCUAAAGCCAGUUUAUUUAUUUCAUUAAGGAUUUUUAUAAAAUACUCCCGACUGGUUUCCUACUUCCUCAAGAUAUUUCAAUUCUUGGUUCCUCUCUGAUCAGUAACAGGCUGUAAUCUCAGUUGUUGGUCUGCUCGCUCGCAGCCAGUGGAAGAUGAACCACAGCUCCCAGUACUAACAGGAGACUGGAGCCGGUCAGGACCUUUCAGAGCCGCGUUUAGGUUGUUGGCUGAUUGUUUUGCACGUCGUGCUGCAGCACAGCAAGCAGAGCUGCUCAGUUGUUUGGAAUAUAGAAAUAAAAGAUAUGACAUUUGGUUUUGGUUUGGAGUUUUUCAUGCAGAAAACACAAAUUAAUUUAUGAUUGACAACAAAAGAUUUAGUUUUCUUUGCCAAAUGAACUCUGGGACUUUAAUUGCACAGUUUUCUUGCUGCUGUUAUGUUACGAUAAGCUUUUAUUUUAAGACUUGGUGAUAAAUUUGUUUAAUAAAGCUGUUUGUAAAAACAA
Molecule: messenger RNA, 3047 nt
Organism: Acanthopagrus latus (yellowfin seabream)
Lineage: Eukaryota; Metazoa; Chordata; Actinopteri; Spariformes; Sparidae
Gene: marchf5l
Product: membrane-associated ring finger (C3HC4) 5, like
Exons: 7
Coding region: 217-1083 (288 amino acids)
Molecular function (GO): zinc ion binding
Source: RefSeq, a predicted model, not a curated record